GGGCGCACGUGGGCCCAUGGGGAGUUCUGUGGGGCUGGCUCUGUGUGGCCAGACGCUGGUAGUGAGGGGCGGCAGCCGGUUCCUGGCCACGUCUACUGCGAGCAGUGAGGAUGACAGCCUCUUCACAUAUGAUUGCAGAACUGCAGAAAAGAAGUCACAAGAAAACAAAGGGGAGCAUGGACAGCCCAUGGAUAAGGGGAGUGACACGAUUCUGGCAUCCGCCUUCUCCAAGUCUGGCAGCUAUUUUGCCUUAACGGAUGACAGUAAGCGUCUGAUUCUUUUCCGUACAAAACCGUGGCAAUGUCUGAGUGUCAGGCCCGUGUUGAGGAGGUGCACGGCCCUGACAUUCACAGCCUCUGAGGACAAGGUUUUGGUGGCUGACAAGUCGGGGGAUGUUUAUUCCUUUUCGGUGCUGGAGCCACACGGAUGCGGCCGGCUGGAACUUGGGCACCUGUCGAUGUUGUUAGAUGUGGCUGUGAGUCCCGAUGACCGCUACAUCCUCACUGCUGACAGGGAUGAGAAGAUCCGGGUCAGCUGGGCCGCGGCACCGCACAGCAUCGAGUCCUUCUGCCUGGGGCACACCGAGUUCGUGAGCCGCAUCCUGGUGGUGCCUGACCACGCCGAGCUGCUCCUUUCCUCCUCCGGGGACCGCACCCUCAGGCUCUGGGAGUUCCCACAUGGCCGGGAGUUGCACUGCUGUCACCUGACCAGCCUGCAGGGGCCUGUGGAGCCGUGGGGCAACCAGAGGUUUGCUGCGUCCAGGAUCGCUUACUGGAGCCAGGAGAACUGCGUGGCACUUCUGUGUGACUGUGUUCCUGUGGUCUGCAUCUUCCGGCUUGAUGCCCCCACACGGCAGCUGGUGUACACACAGCAGCUGUCUUUCCAGCACAGAGUGUGGGACGUUGCUUUCGAGGAAGGCCAGGGGCUAUGGGUCCUGCAAGACUGCCGAGAAGCCCCCUUGGUGCUCUGCAGACCUGUGGACGGCCAGUGGCAGUGUGUCGGGGAAAGCUCUGCUGUGAAGAGAGUCUCCACCGAGCUCCGUGGGCACUGGGCCAUGCUGGAGGGUGAGAGCGCGAGCGUGGCUGGCUUUCCUGGAGGGUGUCCAAGCUGGCUGUGGACAGGAGCAGGGCACGGAAUGUCAUCCACAUUCGGGAGGCGUUUUGCUGUGCUGGCACAGACGAUGGCUUCAGUGGUCUGUACAAGGCCAGCUUUGACAACAUGACCCCCUACCUGCAGAGGAAGGAGCAGCGGCUGACGCAGCAGCGCCGGAAGAGCCCACCGCCCGGGCCCAACACACGGACCAAGAGGGUGAAGAAGGAGGGGGCGCCCUUGAGGGGCUCGUCCUAGUGCGGUGGUGGCUCUCCCAGCCCGCUCGUCCCUGGCUCCCCCUGUUAGGUCCCCACCAGCCCAGCGGCCAGCCAGGUGGCCAGAUUAUGUUGGUAUCUUGGGCUCUGGAACUUCCUGUCACCGGGCAGAGCCUGUCCUGCCUGGCGUCUGAGCACCCUUGCUGAGGGACACUGGGCAGCGCUGACUAGAGCUGCUCAGGUGUGUAGCUCGGUGCCCGAAGGCCUCAUCUUUGUACUUCAGGCAGUGCUGUGCCAGCUGUGGGUUAUGUAGGUACUGCUCCGCUGGGCCACCCGUGCCAGCUGCAUCUUCCUUGAGGGGAAACCUAUGAAAAGACGUUAUCACAGCAGCAAGAACAUUUGUUAUUUUGUCUGUCAUCCCCUGGAUGGUACACCGUGCUCUCCAACAUGGUGGCCACUCACCACGUGGGCUAUGGAAACCUAAGUGGAACGCUAGGCAUCCCUAAUUGAAGAGCAGAGUUGCUGCCCUGAGCUCCAUCCCUGCGUGGCAGAUGGCGCCCGUUGGAAGCGCAGCGGCAGCAGAGUGCUCGGUUGGACGGCGCUGGCCGAGCAGUGGACUUGUUCAGGGUGCUUGGGAACGUAGGAGCCUGGGCCUUCCUCACAGAAAUGACUGAAGACAUUGUGUACAUGUAUUAUUUUGAUUUGAACUCCUUGCACAUGCUGCAGAGUGUAGGGGUGCCAGAUGAAUUCUAAUCACUGAUCAAUAAAGAACUUCGGCAGCUUCUGGAAAUGUUCAGCAACAUGUGGAGCUAACUACAAAAUAUAUUGAGCAAAACCGUU
Manis javanica (Malayan pangolin) is the source of this 2144-nucleotide messenger RNA. RefSeq names its product WDR4 tRNA N7-guanosine methyltransferase non-catalytic subunit (gene WDR4). Lineage: Eukaryota; Metazoa; Chordata; Mammalia; Pholidota; Manidae. Gene Ontology annotation, cellular component: tRNA methyltransferase complex; nucleus; cytosol. Gene Ontology annotation, molecular function: protein binding. The record is from RefSeq and is a predicted model, not a curated record. Gene Ontology annotation, biological process: RNA (guanine-N7)-methylation; tRNA modification.